AUGGGCAUCGUGGAGGAGGCGCACAACCUGCGCGUGGUGGGCGAGGGCAAGCGCGGGGUCAUCGUGCUGGCGCACGGCUUCGGCACCGACCAGUCCGUCUGGAAGCACCUCGUGCCGCACCUCGUCGCCGACUACCGCGUCGUGCUCUUCGACACCAUGGGCGCCGGCCCCACCAACCCGGACUACUUCGACUUCGCUCGCUACGCCACGCUCGAGGGCUACGCGCUCGACCUCCUCGCCAUCCUCCAGGAGCUCGGCGUCCAGUCCUGCAUCUACGUCGGCCACUCCGUCUCCGCGGUCAUCGGCGCCAUCGCCUCCAUCUCCAGGCCCGACCUCUUCACCAAGCUCGUGCUCCUCUCCGCGUCCCCAAGGUACCUCAAUGAUGUGGACUACUAUGGUGGGUUUGAGCAAGAUGAGCUCGAUGAGCUGUUUGAGGCGAUGCAAUCAAACUACAAGGCCUGGUGCUCAGGUUUUGCACCCCUGUGUGUUGGAGGAGAUAUGGAAUCAGUGGCAGUUCAGGAGUUUAGCAGGACACUCUUCAAUAUACGUCCGGACAUUGCACUUAGUGUUGCCCAGACGAUCUUCCAGAGCGACGUGCGCAGCCUCCUCCCUCUUGUUAGUGUCCCAUGCCACAUUGUUCAGAGCACCAAGGAUCUCGCGGUGCCAGUUGUGGUGUCUGAGUACCUGCACAAGCACCUUGGUGGCGACUCCAUUGUGGAGGUGAUGCCCUCUGAAGGCCAUCUCCCCCAGCUGAGCUCUCCAGACAUUGUAAUCCCUGUCUUACUCCGACACAUUCAGCAUGACAUUGCAGUCUAG
This is a messenger RNA of Miscanthus lutarioriparius, 816 nucleotides long. NCBI's taxonomy places the organism in Eukaryota, Viridiplantae, Streptophyta, Magnoliopsida, Poales, Poaceae. The record is from the annotation of a GenBank genome assembly.